AAAACACAUGUUUAACCUAAGUUUUACAAAAUAUGUAUGUACCUACAUAAUUAAAAGUAACCAUACAUAAGAUAAACAGUAAGUAAGUCCGGAUUACCGAGGCCCUACUGUAAUUGAGAAUUUUGGAGUUUUUCCAAUUCAGCUUAAUCCUCAAAUAUUCUCGAUUGGAGAAUCAAAGAAUACCAUCUGGGUGCCAGUCUUGAGCGCUGCUUUUCAUAGCACAUGAUUUUGUGUAGUCUGUGGUUAAAAGAGCAUAUUUUAUCCAAUCAGUGCAUAGUUCGAAAAGGAUGAGUGUCAUGCGGUAUUUCCUUUAAUAGGAGCACGCAUGAUUCAGAGAAUGUUUGUUAUUUAAAGUAUUAAUGAUUUUUUAGUUUGUCAACAAUAGCUAAUAUUUGAUAAAUAUUCUCAUAUAAAUAACGCAAACAAUGAUGUUUCGUAUGUCUUAUACAAUAUUACGCCAACAUUUCAAUGGUAAAAAAUUCGAUAUUUUAGCUAGAACAUCUUCAAAUAGUUCAUCUGUUAAACAACAGCAACAUGUAGUUCCUCCAAAUGGGUUGACUCAAGAUAUGAUAACUGUUAUAACUGAAGCUAAUGAGAAAAAACCUAAACAAAAAAUGAGCAAUGCUAUGAAAGCUUAUUUAAAACGUGCUCAGGAAUACGAUGAAUUUAUGAAACGUGAAAAUGAAGAAUAUUUGAUAGGAAAAAGACAUUUGGCUAAUAUGAUGGGAGAAGAUCCAAAUACGUUUACACAAGAAGAUAUCAACAAUGCUAUAGAAUAUCUAUUCCCAUCUGGUUUAUAUGCUAAAGCUGCACGUCCUAUAAUGGAUGCACCUGAGAGAAUUUUUCCACCAAAAAAAGCUGCGCAAUUCGAUCACACAGGUCGGCCAUACCAUUCUCUAUUUUAUACUAUGAAACCUAAUUUUUAUUCGGUUCUUUAUGAUAUUGUUGAAAAAUUAGAAACUUUAAAUCAAUAUCAGGACCAGCAACUUCGAAACGGUAUUUUACCAAAUGAGAAAAGUAAAUUCGACACAUUUGGAUCCGAUUGGUUAACGCAACCUAUUCUAGAGACUAAAUUUUUAGAACCUCUAAAAGAAAAAGAUUAUGAAAUGUUUAUUGCGGCUUUGCAAAGAUUGAUUGAUCAUCCUUAUUCGUCAAAUGUCAGUAAUUUUAUAAUGGAAUACAGAUUAAAAAAAAGUAAUUUCAAGGAUACAUUAGUUAUUCCUCCGUUGGAAUAUGAUAGUACGGGACGUCCAUUUGUAGAAGUCAAAUGGGCUCAAAAAUUUUUAACAACUGGAAGUGUGAAAGUUUUGGGUAAUGGAUCAGGACAAUUCAAAAUUGGUGAUGGAAAAGAUAUUACAUUUUUCAAACGUAAACAACAUCGAGAACAAAUAAUAUUUCCUCUAAUUUUCACUGGAAUGGAAAAUAGUGUAGAUGUUGAAGUAUCUUUUGAUACUGCAGGUGGUGAUUCAGGAUAUGCAUCUCUGAUUCGCUGGGGUAUUGCUUGGGCUUUACGAAGCUUUGUUGAACCAAAAAUGAUUGAAAAAAUGAGAAUUGCUGGAUUAUUAACACGAGAUUGGAGAAAGCGAGAAAGGAAAAAGCCUGGUAAAGAAGGUAAACGACGUGGAUUUACGUGGAGAAAACGUUAAAAUAACAUUUAUGAUUUUUAUCGUAAUGUAACGUAAUUUACUAUAUAAAUUAAAAUUUAUAAAAUUCGUAAAAAUGUUUUACAUUUCUAAAUAAUUAUGAUAAAUAAAUGGAGAUGUUACAUCUUA
This is a messenger RNA of Chelonus insularis, 1772 nucleotides long. It is a transcript of the gene mRpS9, whose product is annotated as mitochondrial ribosomal protein S9. The coding region runs from base 426 to 1646 and encodes 406 amino acids. Lineage: Eukaryota; Metazoa; Arthropoda; Insecta; Hymenoptera; Braconidae. Gene Ontology annotation, molecular function: structural constituent of ribosome; RNA binding. Gene Ontology annotation, cellular component: mitochondrial small ribosomal subunit; ribosome. The transcript is spliced from 11 exons. Gene Ontology annotation, biological process: translation. The record is from RefSeq and is a predicted model, not a curated record.